This is a messenger RNA of Pantherophis guttatus, 717 nucleotides long. NCBI's taxonomy places the organism in Eukaryota, Metazoa, Chordata, Lepidosauria, Squamata, Colubridae. The record is from RefSeq and is a predicted model, not a curated record.
UGGACAUCUGCUACCUCACCAACACCAUCCACCCCAUCCUGCAUUUCCUUGCCGACAACCACUCGACGAUCCAAAUCGGCAGGAAUUGCUCUUUGUACCGCCCCGGGUCAUCGCCGUCAUCGGUCCUGGUCCAUCCCCGGCGGCCAUCACGGCGUCUUAUAUUCUGAGUCACUUUUCUUAUCCCGCAGGUCACCUACAGCUCAACCACGGAAGCUCUCAGCAACCCCCAGAUAUUCCCCCGUUGCUUUCCGCACCAUCCCGAGUGCCGAGCAACAGGUGGCGGUCGUGCUGCGGCUGCUGCGUCACUUCGGGUGGAACUGGUUCAUCGUCCUGGCUAGCGAUGCCGAGUACGGCCACCAGAACCUCCAACUGCUGCAGUUCCAUGCCCCCCGAGCCUACGUCGCCCUCCAGGAGACUCUUCCGGCAGAGAAGGGUUCCCCCAGCUCCGUCCAGGAGAGGAUCAGGGGCACGGUGGCCAGGAUCCACAGAAGCACAGCCAAGGUUGUGGUAGUCCUCAGCCUGGAGCUUCCUCUCCUGGCCUUCUUUGAAGAAGCCCUGUGCCACCGGCCGGCUGUGGAUCGCCGUUGAAGCCUGGGCCACUGACCUGUCCAUCGAUGGCCUCCGCAACAUUUCCAGCCUGGGAAGCGUAUUCAGGGUGGCUGUGCAGGAUGUCCAAGGAUGACGUCCAAGUCAGGGGGUUCUCUGAGGCAAGCGGGG